Messenger RNA from Hibiscus syriacus, 1245 nucleotides. RefSeq lists its product as uncharacterized. Bases 173 to 958 code for a protein of 261 amino acids. The transcript has 2 exons. NCBI's taxonomy places the organism in Eukaryota, Viridiplantae, Streptophyta, Magnoliopsida, Malvales, Malvaceae. The record is from RefSeq and is a predicted model, not a curated record.
CUCCGCUUCUUCCUCCUCCCCGUGAAAAGCUAAACAAACUUUUUAUUAUUCUGUUCCCAAACUUCAGAAAAUCAGGCGAAACACGCACAGUCACACACACAUAUCAUCUCCUCUUCUUCCUCCUCCCCAUGAAAAGCUAAACAAGCUUUUGAAUACAAAAGGGCCUCCCCCAAUGGCUUUUGUGCUACCAAAUCUUUCUCCUUCCUUUCUUCUUCUUCAAUCCAAAACUUGCUCCAAAGAAAAACAACCCCUCUUUGCCCAAAGUUCAAAGCUUUUCUCUGAAACUCUAACUGUUCAAUACCCAACACUUAAAGGCUCCCAGGUAAGCUCCCCCCCGCUUCAUCAGGACAAGCUCGACCACUCCCAGCCACAAAGAGAUGAGUUUUAUGUGAACCUUGGACUUGCUGUUCGGACUCUUCGUGAGGAUUUGCCUUUGCUUUUCACAAGAGAUCUUAAUUAUGACAUUUACAGGGAUGAUAUUACUUUUUUAGACCCUUUGAAUACAUUUUCUGGUAUUCAAAACUAUAAAUUGAUCUUCUGGGCAUUGAGAUUUCAUGGUAAAAUAUUGUUCAGAGAGAUUUCCCUUGAAAUUUUUAGGAUUUGGCAACCUUCUGAGAAUGUCAUACUGAUUAGAUGGAACUUGAGAGGUGUCCCUAGAGUUCCAUGGGAGGCCAAGGGUCAGUUUCAGGGUACUUCGAGGUACAAAUUAGAUCGAAAUGGGAAAAUCUAUGAGCAUAAGGUUGAUAAUUUAGCAUUUAAUUUCCCACAGCAGCUUAAGCCUGCUGCCUCAGUGUUGGAUUUGGUUGCUGCCUGCCCGGCUAGUCCUAAUCCAACAUUUCUAUGGGGUCCUCUGGACACCUAUCCAUCUUCUUGGGUCGCUUUUUAUCGCGCAGUUAGGGAGACGUUGGAUCGAGAAGGAUAUUUGCUUUCUCAAGACAGUUUGGCUACCUGUUCAUAGCCUGAAUUACUUCACACUUUAUAUAUAUAUGGUGAAAUUUUAUAAUACAUAUACCUGUAUCAGCACAUUGCAUUUUGUAUAAUGGAUAUGGAAAUAGCCGGUAUAAGGUUUUGUUAAAGGAGAAGGUGUAUGUACAUAGGCAGGAAUGCUGGAGGCUUCGUUUUAAUUCUUGAGUUAGAGGAGGAGAGCUUGCACAUAUUGGCUCAGUUCAGUUCUUACACAAGUCUAUGCAUUUAUACAUGAUCUUAAUCUAUUGGUUUAAGUAGAAAUUAUAUAUUAGCUUUGUU